Mucor mucedo is the source of this 983-nucleotide messenger RNA. RefSeq lists its product as uncharacterized. The transcript is spliced from 2 exons. The record is from RefSeq and is a predicted model, not a curated record. Bases 122 to 874 code for a protein of 250 amino acids. NCBI's taxonomy places the organism in Eukaryota, Fungi, Mucoromycota, Mucoromycetes, Mucorales, Mucoraceae.
GUGAACUGCAUAAAAUAUGGUAAUAUGUGUUUACAUUUCUUUAAAGAAUGUCAUGAAAAAAUAAAAUUACUAUAAAAAAAAGAGGUGAAUCUAAACUUCUUUUUACAUCCACAAAAAAAAAAUGAAGUUCUUCACUACCGUUGCUAUUCUUUCUGUUGCUAUUCCUUUCACCCUUGCCGAUCUAUUGCCUGGUCUUGAUCGUAUAGCUCCAGAUAGCUCGUAUGUAAAGGAACGUAUUGCACCUCCUGCCAACGCUACCUUGUAUGAUGUUUACUUUGCCAGAGGAAGCAGAAUUUAUCAGUGUAACCCUGAAAAGAAAGGAUUCCAACAUUGGUAUAAUGUCCAAACACAGGCACUUUUAUAUUCUACAAAAGGAGAACAAGCACCCUUUGAUCGUGAAGGCAAUGAAAUUGGUCAAAUUAAUGCUGCCCCAUUGAACCCAGAACAGCAAAUGUCUAACCCAAUGGAUACUAUGCCUGUCAUUUAUAACUACCGUGAUGGUUCCUGGGCAGGCACUGCCAGACCCUUGGCUACAACUACAAGAGAAGAAGGACGUGCUGAAAGAGGAGAUAGUGUUCAUUUAGACGAUCAUAUCGUACCUGUUACAAAAUCAUCAACUGAUGGUUAUUUGUCACACGCAAAAUAUAUUGUUCGCCUAAACUCUAUUGACGGUGUUGUACCUGCUGCGGAUACAUGUACCACCAAGGGCUUGCUUGUUAACAAGCCAUUCACUGCCUACUUUAUGUUCUACACCGAUGCCGAUGGUCUGGAGCAACUUUCCACUGAAGAAGCCGAGUGGAAUGAAAUGGUGGCUGAAUAUACUCCUGAAAAAUUAGCAUUGAAAAAUGCAAAGAAGGAAGUUGUCUACGAAUAAACUAGCUCCCUUUCCGUCCAUUAUUUUAUUUUAAUACUGAUAAUAAUAAUAAUAAAAAAAAAGAAUUGUUAUAUACUAUUUUUUUAAGCAUCUGUGUUGGAUAUGAUUU